AUGGGUAUCCUAGGGCAUCACAAUCUCGACCCUGUCGCUGAGCCUAUCGCUAUAUUCGAACAAUUCGUCUCGACGGUGCCUCAGACAAUAAUCCUGAGAGAAAAGGUCCUUUCCGUCACUGGCGAUAGCUUCGAAAUUAAAUUAGCCAACGGCGACCCGUUUCUGAAAGUGCAAGGGGCCUGGGUGUCCCUUUCAGGUCGCAAGAAAGUCGAAGACGCUCAUGGCAAUCACCUAUUCGAUAUUGUCAAGGAGCUUCUGCAUAUCCAUUCGACCUAUGCAAUUGAAGACACCCAUCACAAGAAGAUUUGUGAGGUCAAGAGUAAUCUCACAUUGGUCGGCUCCAAAGCCACUGCCAGUUUCACUGAUCGUAGCGGCAAAGCAGUAGCUCUCAAAAUGAAAGGAGGCUGGUUCGAUCGUACGGCCGAUAUUGUUGAUGACAAAAGCGGCCAAACAGUGGCUCGCAUUGACCGGAAACUUCUGAGCGGACGCGACCUCAUCUUCGGCCAGCAGACUUACGCCGUUGUUGUGGCUCCCGGGGUAGAUGCAGUACUAAUUGCCGCAUUAUGUAUUUGCUUCGAUGAGAAGAACAAUGAGGAACGUGGCGAAUAG
Molecule: messenger RNA, 609 nt
Organism: Penicillium coprophilum
Lineage: Eukaryota; Fungi; Ascomycota; Eurotiomycetes; Eurotiales; Aspergillaceae
Product: LURP-one-related/scramblase family protein
Exons: 2
Coding region: 1-609 (202 amino acids)
Source: RefSeq, a predicted model, not a curated record